Anopheles marshallii is the source of this 681-nucleotide messenger RNA. Its product is annotated as alpha-ketoglutarate-dependent dioxygenase alkB homolog 6. The coding region runs from base 1 to 681 and encodes 226 amino acids. The transcript has 2 exons. The record is from RefSeq and is a predicted model, not a curated record. NCBI's taxonomy places the organism in Eukaryota, Metazoa, Arthropoda, Insecta, Diptera, Culicidae.
AUGGAUUGGGAGAACUUUGUUGUGCAGAAUUGCCCUCCGAGUAUCUACUAUGUACCUGAAUUCAUUACGAAGGAGGAAGAAUGUUCAAUUAUGCAAGCGAUUGAUAAAACGCCAAAACCCCGGUGGACACAGCUUUCCAAUCGCAGGUUGAUAAAUUACGGUGGGGUGCCUCAUCCGAAGGGCAUGAUAGCCGAAGAUAUUCCGGCCUGGUUGAACCAUUACGUCGAUCGAAUCAACCAGCUGAAUGUGUACGAAGAAGGCAUCAAAGCUAAUCACGUCCUGAUCAACGAAUAUCUUCCGGGACAGGGUAUAAUGCCCCAUCUGGAUGGGCCCCUGUUUUAUCCUACAAUCACCACUAUUUCGUGUGGAUCACAUACGGUGCUAGAGUAUUACGAGCAAAUCGAUGACAUUGUUUCCGAUAGUAGCGGCUCGAUAGUUCGCCGUCAUACGGCAAGCAUUUUGCUAGAACCACGAAGUUUACUAGUGGUUAAAGACGAUAUGUAUCAUAAAUAUCUUCAUUCGAUAGCAGCGGUGGAGCGGGAUGUGAUUGAUGAGAAGGUAGUGAAUUGGGCGAAGCUAAGCAAUUUGAAUGUAGGAGCCAUAUUACAAAGAGAGAAAAGGAUAUCAUUAACAAUUCGUCACGUGCCAAAAACCAGUAAAAUGAAAAUAAAAAUAUUCUAG